AUGUUCCCACCGACCCGGAUCAGAAUCACGAGGUCACGCAACGGGUGCGCCGUGUGCAAAUGCAAGAGGCUCAAGUGCGAUGAAGCCAGGCCCAGUUGCUCGCGCUGUCAGAGACUGGGCAUCGCGUGCCCGGGGUACCAGAAACCAUUGAAGUGGACGACAAGUUUGCGAACCCCCGGAGGGACAUCGAGUUCCCCCGUGGCAAGUCCGUCGAGACCGCCUCCGAAUUGGGCCGCCUACUCCUUCGCCCAGCCUCCGGCCGAACCUCCUGCCCUGACUACGGUCGACGUCUCCGGCUCCGAACUGCUGGAUCAGUUCACGAACCCCCUCGUAACCGGAGCCAAUGGCAUAACACAGCAUGAUGGCCUCGCGUCGGAUUCGCCGUUUGACCAUCUUUCGGGGGGUACGACGCCCUCGUUUGAGCAAACUCCAGGUCCAAUGUCUGGUGGCAUGUACCAGCCGUUCGAUGAGGAUGGCUGCUGGCCAAAUAGUCUGUUGAGCGAGACAAGGUCGGAGUUCGACAUGCCAACGCUCUUUGAGUCUCCGAGCCAGCCUUGGGGGUCUCGUUGCGAGAUGCCGCUGGCGCAGGCGCUGCAGGAUCACACGUCAAUCCUGGUCGAGUACUAUUUCAAAGAGGUGUGCGGAAUGAUGUCUUGCUACGACAGUCAAAUGAAUCCCUACAGAACAACCAUUUCCAACAUUUGGUCCGGCUCCCAAUCGCUCUACUACGUCACCCAGAGCAUGGCUGCUGCCUGUCUUUCCGACGUCAUGCCCGGCCUCUCUUCUCUCGGUAAGCAGCUGCGAGACCAAGCAGCCUUGUGUCUGUCGAUGGAAGCUCGCGAGUCUCAAAUGGAAACCUCAUCCCUACUGGCACUCGUCAUGCUUGGAAUGAGCCUCAGCUGGCACGACCCUGACAGUGUAGGCCAGCUCGAGUUUGAAAUACUGGCCAAGACGGUCUCGUCUUCGGGCAGCGGCCAGAUCAACUCGACUUUGGCCCAUAAACAUAAAAGGGUCUUUUUCUACAACUCCCUCGUCUACUGGCAGAUGCUACUCGCCUUCGUGACGGACCGCGAUUCCAAUCUCCAGGGCAUGACCCAAAACCAACCACAGCCAGCGCCAUUCGAAGGGCCGGAAACAUCGGAAUCACACAUACCACAUCCUCAAACUGGUAUCGGCAUCCAAGUUCAGAGGCUCGUGGCAAAAGUGGCAAGCCUUGUUAGGAAGGAAAGAAAUCGCAUUCGCAAUCGCCAGUUUGCCUCUAGAAAUGAUAUUGACCAAGCCAAAACCGCCAUUCUUGACGCGGAGCGCCUGCACUCGGAGCUGUGCGCAAUCCAGCUGCCGCGUGAGGAUGAGAUUAUCGACUCGGGCGAUGAGAUGACUCCGGCAGAUCAUCUCGUCAAGGUCGCCGAGGCAUACAGGUGUACCGGUCUACUCCAACUCUACCGCAACUUUCCAGAUCUGCUGUCGGCCCAUGCGUCAUUAUGUAAACAAAAACCCCGGUCCGUCAGCUCGAGCACCCUUGAGGAUUCUGGCCCCAGCUCAGAUGCAGCAUUCUCACAAGACGUGUGGCUGACUGGGCUGGCCCUCCACAUUCUCGACUUGAUACAGGAUAUUCCUACAUCAUCGAGGAGCCGGUCCAUCCAGCCGUUGCUGUUUGUGAGCAUCUGCAGUGAAUUGGCUCUUGGCCGCGGGUCUGUCUCGCUUCCCGACGUGUUGAUACCGCCCGUGGCAAGCAUUGCCGCCAGCCCGCGGUUCAAAGCGCCGGCGACUGACCUCGAUGUUUUGCGUGCAAGAAAGUUUGUCAUUGCGCGCCUUUCGUCGUUUGAGAAUAUCCUCGCCGCCAAGCCCAUACGGCGAAUGCUGCUACUCGUUAAAGAAACGUGGAAGUGCAUGGAAGAGAAACAACAGAAUGUAUACUGGAUGGAUGUCAUGAUGGAAAGGGGCUACGGGACCCUGAUGGGGUGA
Metarhizium brunneum ARSEF 3297 is the source of this 1965-nucleotide messenger RNA. RefSeq names its product Beauvericin cluster-specific repressor BEA4. Gene Ontology annotation, cellular component: nucleus. Lineage: Eukaryota; Fungi; Ascomycota; Sordariomycetes; Hypocreales; Clavicipitaceae. Gene Ontology annotation, molecular function: DNA-binding transcription factor activity, RNA polymerase II-specific; transcription cis-regulatory region binding; zinc ion binding. The record is from RefSeq and is a predicted model, not a curated record. Gene Ontology annotation, biological process: positive regulation of transcription by RNA polymerase II.